GGACAUACCUCCCAAGCGCCAGCAUUACUUCUGGCUUCCGCCUUCCGUCUUCCUUAAAUCAGUCUCUACAGUCAACGCGGCGAGGAGAUAGGCGAGCAGCAUGCUCAUACCAGUGAUUCUAUUCGUUCCGCUACUCAAGAGCUUCUUCGUGGCUUCAUUAGAACUGCCUUCUGCGGCCUCUUUCUGGGUUCCAGCACUGCCUGAUAUUCACCAAGAUCCUCUUCGUCCUUUAAACAUCUAUGCAGGACAUCUACCUUCGGACCCACAAAAUAUAAAUCCUAAACCAGAAGAUGUUAUCCCGCAUCUGUAUUUUGUCAUGGUGAGAAACCGUCGAGUCGCGGAUCGAGAAAGAGUGAUAUUUUGGUUCAAUGGAGGACCAGGCUGUUCGUCGUUCGACGGAUUGAUGAUGGAAGUUGGGCCAUGGCGUAUGGAUGGAAAAGGAGGAUUUGAUGUUGCAGAAGGAGGAUGGGAAGAAUACACUACUAUGAUUUAUGUUGAUCAACCCGCUGGAACAGGGUUUUCUUACACAAGUUCGAAUAACUAUGUUCAUAACUUAGAAGAGGCCUCCUCGCAACUGCUGGAGUUCUUGCGUAAUUUUUAUAGAGUAUUUCCCGAGUACCACAGGAUGGAUACUUAUCUUGGAGGCGAAAGUUUCGGGGGGCAAUAUAUUCCCUAUUUCGCGGACGCUAUCCUCAAUUCGAACAUAAAUAUACCUCUAAAAGGCAUCGCGAUCGGAAAUGGAUGGAUAGACGCGAAACGUCAAUAUCCAUCUUACCUGGAGUAUGCCGUCAAAAUGGGAAUCCUCGAGGAAAACUCUGACGAUUGGAAGGAAGCUAAUGCUCGUACAGAUGAGUGCACAGAGGUAAUCAAAAUGACUCAAGGCGAGCCGGUAAACAUUCCGGCAUGCGAAGGCCUGCUGUUGGAUGUGGCCAAAGUCAGACAGAAAAAGGUCAAUGGCGAAGACAUGUGCAUCAAUAUCUACGACGUACGCUACGAUGAUACAUGGCCCGCCUGUGGGAUGAACUGGCCGCCUGACAUCCAGCCGAUAACUACCUAUCUCGACCGUAAAGAAGUUGUGGAUGCGUUACAUGCUACCGACCAUGCCGAGGCAUGGGUUGAAUGCCGAUCACGAAUUCAUUCAGAGCUACACGAUAACGCGUCGAACUCCUCUAUCACUUUACUACCGAAAAUUCUCGAAAAAAUACCCGUGUUGAUAUUUGCCGGGGAUCAGGAUUUAAUAUGUAAUCACAUGGGUCUCGAGGCAAUGAUUCAGGCUAUGAGUUGGAACGGUGAAAAGGGGCUUGGAACCGUUCAGAUGCAGUCGUGGAGCGUGAAUGAUACUUCUGCAGGAACUUGGGUCACUUCUAGGAAUUUAACUUAUGCGAAGAUCUUUAACGCGUCUCACAUGGCUCCUUUUGAUGUUCCUCACGUCGCUCAUGACAUGAUCUUGCGUUUCAUGGGAGUGGAUUUCUCCAAGGUCCUCGACGGUUCCGCGCAAGUACCAAGUAGCAUUGGUCCAGAUUCGAAACCUCAGUUCUUACCAAACGCAUUGGUCUCGGUAACGCCGUCCUCUACAAAAUCACCGCAGCAAGAUAAAGCAAUGUGGGAAGCGUACUACAACGCCGGGGCUGUGGGCGUCGUUCUCUUUAUCAUCGUUGCAGCUAUUGGUAUCUUUUUCUGGUGUCGGGUACGCCGCAGACAUAUUCUGCAUCUUCCUGUCAAUCAGGAUGAUGAAGAGAGCAUACCGUUAACUCGAUCGCGACAUGAAGAUGGCGGCGAUGGGUUCUCACGCAGGAAGGGGAAGGAGAAAGCUGUUGACCUACCAGAGCAGGAGCCUGUCUUCGAUGUUGGAGAUAGCGAGGAUGAGGACGAAGGUCGAUACAAAGAUCGUUCAUGAUAUCGAUAUUUCCUAUUUAUUGAGUGUUUCUAUCGACGCAUAUCACGCAUUCUAGUCUUCCGAUUGCAACUUGGGGAGGUUUUUCAGUUCA
Molecule: messenger RNA, 1988 nt
Organism: Marasmius oreades (fairy-ring Marasmius)
Lineage: Eukaryota; Fungi; Basidiomycota; Agaricomycetes; Agaricales; Marasmiaceae
Exons: 14
Coding region: 101-1897 (598 amino acids)
Biological process (GO): apoptotic process; proteolysis
Cellular component (GO): trans-Golgi network
Molecular function (GO): serine-type carboxypeptidase activity
Source: RefSeq, a predicted model, not a curated record